AUGCCUCCCACAGAUCUGCCUAGCCCUUCGACGAUGCUUCUUUCACAUCUUCAGUUCGAUCUCAAUACCCUAUUAGCUAGAGAUGCAAUCGACGAUGGAUUCCCUAAUCCUAGGGGGAAAAAGCUUGCGAAUUUGGCGAUUGCCUUUGCUUGUCUAAGUCUCUUUUUUGUCAGCGCGAGGUUAGGGACGAGAGUGUUUAUGCAGAAGUUGGAGAUAGAUGAUUGGUUCAUUGUGCCGGCAUUGCUAAUGGCACUUGCAAUGGCAGUGACGUUCAAUAUGGAAGCCAAACAUGGUUUCGGUCUGCACACCUCGCAAGUAUCAAAAGAGCAUAAGAUCGAGGCCCUUAAAUGGUUCUUUGCUGCUCAACUUUUGUACAAAAUCGCUUCAUGCUUCACGAAAAUAAGUAUCUGUCUUUUUUACCUACGGAUAUUUCCCUCGAAGAAUUUCAGAAUCGCAACUUUUGUCACUAUUGGAAUAGUCAUUGUAUACAGCAUUGCAGCAGUCAGUGCCACCAUUUGGUCAUGCAAUCCCAUCGAAAAAUCGUGGAAUAAAACUCUUCCUGGUUCGUGUAUACAAAUUGGAAACGUUUGGUAUAGCACAUCUGUAAUGGCGAUAGUAACUGAUUUGAUAAUUAUUGUCUUACCAAUUUAUCAAAUUCGACGACUUCAACUUCCGUUAAGUCAAAAGUUUGGAUUGGUGUUAAUGUUUAGUCUUGGGUUUUUUGUCAUUGCAUGCACCGUCGUUCGAAUGGCCACAGUCGGACCAGCCAUUACUGCGACGGACACAAUGUAUUAUCAAGCGACGUCAAACUCAUGGACCUUUCUCGAAGUCAAUGUUUCCAUAAUUUGCGCUUCUUUACCAAUCUUAAAAGCUCCCAUAAUAAAAUUUUGUCCCUGGUUGAUGCGCAACAAAACGACAACGUCAGCAUAUGGUGUGAACUUCUCGAAAGAUAAUUAUGGAACCAAGAACGCACUCCCAAGUCAUGAUGGUAGUGUAAGGGACAGUAGGAUCAAGAGUGUCACUGGGAAGACGACAACGAAUACGCCUAGGGAUAGUGACGAAGAGUUCAUCUUGGAGGAGAUGGGAAAGGGGGUGAGAAAAACGACAGAGUUUAAUGUUAGCUAUGAGGCGACGAGUAUUAAAAAUGUUGGUGGUAGGACGAGUAUAUUGAAAACUUAA
Botrytis deweyae is the source of this 1179-nucleotide messenger RNA. RefSeq lists its product as uncharacterized. The transcript has 6 exons. The record is from RefSeq and is a predicted model, not a curated record. NCBI's taxonomy places the organism in Eukaryota, Fungi, Ascomycota, Leotiomycetes, Helotiales, Sclerotiniaceae. The coding region runs from base 1 to 1179 and encodes 392 amino acids.